Molecule: messenger RNA, 676 nt
Organism: Esox lucius (northern pike)
Lineage: Eukaryota; Metazoa; Chordata; Actinopteri; Esociformes; Esocidae
Product: ribonuclease inhibitor-like
Exons: 4
Coding region: 1-666 (221 amino acids)
Molecular function (GO): protein binding
Source: RefSeq, a predicted model, not a curated record
AUGCUGACUUUGGAUCUCCCAAAAGGCUUUGGAAGUCAGAAGGACAGUGAGGAUAUAUUCAAUCCUGAAGCUGAGAAGCAGGAGAGCAGUGCCAAAGAGGGGGCUUUGCAGAUCACACUGCAUGUCCUGAGGAACAUGAACCAGAAGGAGCUUGCUGACACACUGGAAAUGUCUCUGAAGUCAAACCCCUCAAGCCUGAAACAAUUGGAUCUGAGUGACAAUGAUCUGCAUGAUAACGGAGUGAAGACAAUCUCUGCUUUGCUGCAAAAUCUACAAUGUAGACUGGAGAUUCUGAGCCUCUCUGACUGUCUGGUCACAGAGAAAGGCUGUGCUUCUCUGGUCUCAGCUCUGAAGUCAAACCCCUCACACCUGAAAGAGCUGGAUCUGAGUAAGAAUGACCUGAAGUAUUCAGGAGUGAAGCUGCUUGCUACUUUCCUGGAGGAUCCACAAUGUAAACUGGAGGCUCUUAGGUUGUCAGGGUGUUUGGUCACAGACAAAGGGUGUGCAUUUUUGGCCUCAGCUCUGAUUUCAAACCCUUCACACCUGAAAGAGCUGGAUCUAAGUAAAAAUGAACUACACGAUUCAGGAGUACACCGGAUUGCUGAUGGGUUGCAAAAUAAACAGUGUAAACUUGAGACACUGAGGUCAGUAUUGUGUUAUUUAUAAGAAAUAUCUU